AUGGCCGCUGAUUUGGAAUGGAAAGCUGCCGAGAUCGUGGCCGUGCUUGGCUGGCUGCUCUCGCCCGUCAUCACCUUGCUCCUGCCCAAGAUCCUUGUCUGCCUUGGCUUCGACGCAUCCAAGAAGCUCCAGGAGCUGGAGAUCCACAUCAUCCCGGAGCUGAAGAAGACGCUGCAGGCCGUGGAUCAGGUGAGGAUGAUGCAGAGAGGAGAGAGGGUGAAAACCGAUUUGGAUGCGCUGGACAAGAUGGCCGCCAUGCUCAGGCAUGCUCUGGAGGACGCCGAAGACAUCUUCGACGAUGCUCAGCACAAAGGUCGUGCUCGGGUGCUGGCAUCGCCUCUGUGGCGCUUUCGCCACCUGCAUUGCCCACUGCAAAAGCAGCUGCAUCUGGAUUGCAUGCAUCGUCGGUCCCAACGAAAUCAGCUCGGCUGCUGCAGUGGGCGGUGGCUCUCUUGCUUGUGCAGCUCGUUCGACUUGUUCAAGAACUGUUGUGCAUCACUAUACAACUGGUGGUUAGUUCAUGUGUUUCAGGCUGCCUGCUUUUACAGAGACUGGUCAUAUCAAGUGAUUGGCAUCAAAAAAUGCCCGGAGAAUGCCUCCUUAUUUGAUAUGUUAGAUAUAUUCUCUACUGCUAUCUCAAUAGGGGAACUGAAGAAAAGAAUACAUAAGGUAGAAAACACCGUCAGUGAAGUGAAGAAGGCACCACUCUUGUGCGUGGCAAGCAACAGCACACAAAGUGAUAUUGCCAACAAGAACAGGAGAAGACUAGGAGCUGCUAGCAAGCGGGAGGUAUUUGGUCGAGAGGUGUUGCGUGAUGACAUCAUGGCAAGGCUGCGUGAGACACCACAGGUUGAUGAACCUAGCUCUAGUCCAUGUUACUCUGUGAUUGGCAUAUAUGGUGUUGCAGGGUCUGGGAAGACUACCUUUGCAGGAUAUGUUCGAGAUUACAUAAAGGAGGAAUGCAAGGAGGAGAAACUUUUCGACACCAUCAUGUGUAUUCAUGUGUCAGAGACUUUCAGUGUGGAGGAUAUAUUUCAAGAAAUGCUGCAGGAUAUUAGCGAAGAUAGUCUCUCCAGUAUUUCAGAUCAUAGGGGACUAAACAAAAAGUUGAAGGAAGCAUUGCGUGGCAAACGUUUCUUGUUGAUAUUGGAUGAUCUCUGGGUGAAAAACAAGAAUGACCAACAACUGGAGGAACUAAUCUCUCCACUCAAUGUUGGGUUGAAAGGAAGCAAAAUCCUGGUGACGGCUCGAACAAAAGAAGCAGCUGGAGCUCUGUGUGCCGAUAAACUUAUUGAAAUGCCUGAUUUGGAUGAGGAUCAGUACUUGGCGAUGUUUAUGCAUUAUGCACUAAGUUGUAAAAGUAUUGCCCUUAAAGAAUUUGAACAAGUUGGGAGAGAGAUUGCCAAAAAGCUACACCGAUCACCUAUUGCAGCAGUAACAGUUGCAGGACGGCUUGGGGCAAACCCAAAUAUCAGUUUUUGGAAAAAUGUUGCAAAGCUUGACAUGUUGAAUGACACCAUGGAUGCUCUCUGGUGGAGCUAUAAGCAGCUUAAUCCAGACAUAAUGCGAUGCUUUGAAUUCUGCAAUAUUUUCCCCAGAAGAUUCAAAUUGGAUAAACACGACUUAGUUGGCUUGUGGAUAGCGCAAGGAUUUGUAAAGACUAGUUGUCCAACAGAAGACAUGGAAGAUGUAGCUGAGGGCUACAUUCAAGAGUUGGUUUCAUGCUCAUUUCUGCGACCAGAUGAUUACUCUGAAGAAUGCUUUGCAAUUCAUGAUCUGCUGCAUGAUUUAUUAGCCAAGGUUGCUGGAAGUGAUUGCUUCAGGAUUGAGAACAUAUGGAGCCACAUAGGAGAAGGCUGGAAGGGAGAAGUCCCUCGAGAUGUCCGCCAUCUUUUUGUUCAGAAUUAUGAUGGGGAAUUGAUUACCAAGAAGAUCCUUGCAUUGGAAAAUUUACGCACCCUCAUCAUCUAUGUUGUUGGAUAUACACCAGUCGAGGAAAAAGUCAUUGAGAGUAUAUGCAAGAGGCUGCCGAAAUUGCGGGUACUAGCAGUUGCUUUCGGGGAGGACUAUUAUGUAAUCAGGAAACCCGAUGGGUUCUCUGUCCCAGAAUCUAUUGCUCAGUUAAAGCACCUACGCUAUCUUGCUUUAAGGACACAUAGUUCAUGCGCUGUAACUUUACCAAGCGCACUACCGAAGCUUCACCAUAUCCAGCUGCUAGAUUUUUACAAGGGCAAAAUACUGGAAUUCCCCUUUGCUGAUCUUGUCAAAUUGAGGCACAUGUUCUGCCGGCCAAACUUGAAAUUCCGUAACUUGGGCAGGCUGAUAUCACUCCAAACGCUACCAUCAUGCUUCACAGUAAGUAAUGAACAAGGGUAUGAGGUGAAGCAGCUGAGGGACGUAAACAAGCUUCGUGGCAGACUGGACAUCUAUGGCCUUGAAAAUGUGAAAAGCAAGGAGGAAGCUCUUGAAGCCAAUCUAGCUGCCAAGGAACGGCUCACAGAACUGUGCUUGGUAUGGUUUGGUGAUGAUGAUACAAGGUGCAGUCCAGAAGUUGAAGCAGAGGUACUUGCGGGCCUGUGCCCUCCCGUGGGGAUUCAAAAGCUUGUAAUACAUGGAUACAGAGGUUCAAGGUACCCAGAUUGGAUGGUGGGUAAGCAGAGCGGUGGCCCAGAUGGCCUGCGAAAUCUUCAACUCCAGCGAUGCAGCCAACUGGGACCUGGUCCUCAAUUUGAGGCUUUCCCUCAUCUUCGUGUGCUCUAUAUUUGGUGCUGCAGCUGGGACUCCUUGCCAGGCAACAUGGAGCACCUCACGUUGCUCGAGAAUCUAAAUAUCGUGGGAUGCAAGAAUAUCCGGUGUCUUCCAGCACUGCCCCAGUCUAUUGAGUGGUUUUCUCUUACUUCCUGCAACGAUGAAUUGAUGGAGUCUUGUAAAACAGCCGGACAUCCAAACUGGCAAAAGAUUGAGCACAUCCCCAGGAAAAGAUUUUCGGUGAUCUAG
Triticum turgidum subsp. durum (durum wheat) is the source of this 2997-nucleotide messenger RNA. The record is from the annotation of a GenBank genome assembly. NCBI's taxonomy places the organism in Eukaryota, Viridiplantae, Streptophyta, Magnoliopsida, Poales, Poaceae.